Bemisia tabaci is the source of this 2955-nucleotide messenger RNA. It is a transcript of the gene MsrA, whose product is annotated as methionine sulphoxide reductase A. Gene Ontology annotation, cellular component: cytoplasm. Gene Ontology annotation, biological process: cellular response to oxidative stress. Gene Ontology annotation, molecular function: peptide-methionine (S)-S-oxide reductase activity. Lineage: Eukaryota; Metazoa; Arthropoda; Insecta; Hemiptera; Aleyrodidae. The record is from RefSeq and is a predicted model, not a curated record.
UUUCCUCACGAUUUCGUUGGCGUGUGCUUGUAAUGGUUGUAUUAUGUAAAACGAAGACCUUCAGUUUACGAAGGUGCUUCUCCGUCUCUUCUGCCCAGCUAGGUCACCGCAGGAGUGUACAUUCUUGCCCUACUUUCAGUUUGGACCCAAAAGUGGCCUCUUACAGUACAAGUCUCUUGUACCUUUAGCAAAGUGAGACUCAUUGAUGUUCCCCAGAAUCUUCUCCAAGUUCAUCACCAGUUUCACCAAAAAACCUACUUCAAGAAUCAUGGCACCCCUUCUCCAUGAAGUUGACACUCCAACAAAAGAAGCCACUUUUGGGAUGGCCUGCUUUUGGGCCCCAGACUGUCUGUUUGGAGCAACUCCUGGUGUGAUUAGGACUAAAGUAGGAUAUACAGGAGGUUCAAAGGGCACUCCGUCCUAUCAUAAUUUAAGUGAUCACACAGAAGCAAUUCACAUAGAGUAUGACCCAAAGGAAAUUGACUACAGCACACUUUUGAAAUUAUUUUGGGAAAAUCACAAUCCUUCCGCAAGAAUGAAACUUCAGUAUACAUCAAUGAUUUGGUAUCAUGACAAUGAACAAAAGGAAUUAGCUGAGAGUACUCUCAAAGAACAAGAAAACAAACACAAAUUACCUAUAGUUACCAAGAUUGCUCCAGCCUCCACAUUUUAUGAUGCUGAAGAUUAUCACCAAAAGUAUCGGCUUCAAGGACACCCAUGGCUUUGCGAAGCUAUUGGUAUGAAAUCUGGCGCCAAAUUAAAGAAUUCUCAUCUUGCUGCUCGGUUAAAUGGUUAUGUUAUUGGAUGUGGAGGCGUGAAUCAAUUCAAUGCUGAAGUUGGCAAACUAGGUCUUGACGAGAAAACUGCUGAUUACGUCAGAAAAUUAGUGAUUAAAAACGAAGGCAAUGGACUAACUUGCUAAAGGAUCUUCUGUCUUCAAUGACUUUAUUUUACACUUUUUUAAUUUAUUUAUUUAUCAUCUGAGGAUGUAUGAUUUAUUUUUCAUCCAUAAUACACCUUUUAUAGUUGAAAUUGAUUGAGCUUUUACCCUCUGUCAUUACUUACAGAGGAUAGCCAAAAUUUUCAAAACUUUGGCAUGACUGAAUCCUACAUUGAAUCACCUAUUUUAUCAAGGAACAGAUUUCAGUUGAUGGAGAUUCGAUCGUUAAUGAUUGGGAACGUUUUUAAAAUGUUUUUUUCUGAAAGCGUCUUGGAAGUAUCAAACUUUGAGAGUGUCUUUCAGCUUUGUCAUGAAUACAACCUAGCGUUUCUAGCAAAUUUCUAGCGUUUCCUCCCUAUCGUUCUCCAUAUUCUUAUAAUUUUUCUCAGUUCUGUCUUUCCUUACAGCUUUCUCAAAUAUUUUAAAUUUCUCAGAACCUUUGACUUCCUCCAAACAAGUCUUGCUUUGCUGACCUGAAAUAGCAGGAAAAGAAAAAGUUUCCUUUAAGCUAAUAUUUUAGUAAAAUUCAAUUUUAUAACGUUGAUCACUGAGUAAUGAGAUUAAAUUUUAAAAUGUAGCUUCAAUCUGACAAACACACUGAUAAUAUGGGACAUCGUUUACUUGACACGUGCAUUUACUUGAUGAGAUUAGCUGUUUAACAUCAUGUAAGUGAUCAGUUUUUGGUUUCAUCAGAUUUGUCGCCCAAUAUCAAACAGUUCCAUCAUCUGUUUCCUUUUGAAGAUUUUUUAACGUAAAAAAAUAGACUGUGAAUAACCGCUGCUAAUAUUACAUCACUUUUUAGACUCUGUACUUUCUGUCGCUAAUAAUUUUAGAAUUUCAAAAUUCUGAUUUUUGGGAUGUUGUCAUAGGAAGUGUGAAGUAAAAAAUGCUAAUAAAUAAAAAGAAUAUUAAAGUGAAAUGAGGCUGUGAAAAAAAAAAAAAAAAAAUUGUGGUUACUCCAUGUCUCUCAGGUACAAAUUUGAAAUUCUAUUUUUAGCAUGUCAAGUUUGAACAAUCUUUUUGUCAAUGAGAAGGCUUCUUCAAUGGGACACGUGUUUGAAAAUUAUCGUGUGGAUUUGAACACUGCUGUGUCUCCUGCUAUCUAUGAAGACAACAGGUAAUAUUAUCUGUCCAUUUUCAUUCGCCCAUUGUUUCCUACUUUACCAUUGUCACUGGCGAAGAGGUAAAACUUUUAUUCUUGGAACAUUUCAUAAUCCUCAUUCAGAAUCAUUGUUCAUUGUGCUUCAACUAUUGUUUACCAUGGGCUGUUAUGAAAUUAAGGGUAACCCAUCUCUUUUAUUUUUAGCAAGAAUCACAAAACCUUCACUUAUCCUGUUUUGAAAUCACUCUUCAAUCUUUAUGGUUAAUGCUUUUUGAACAUCAGUAGACAAUCUUUUUCAAUAGUUGGUAAGAGACGAUGCUGACUUUUGAUGGCACCAUGUAGCCAAUUUCUUUAAGUCAUUCCAAAUUCUUAUUUUCAUGCCAUUAUGAAAGAAUAAUGACUUCAAUCUUAUAGUUAUAUUUUUAAAUUUCCUCAUAAGAUUAUUUCUAUUUGUCUGUGGCACGGAAUCAAAUGAUACUUUUAGUGUCUUCAACUUAAUCAGUUACUUAUUCACCUCUGUUAAGACAUUUAUGGGGGUGGUGAACUUCUUAAGAGUGAUUUUGAUUUCCGUUGGAAGGAGUAUUAGACAAAUUUGUCAAGAAUUAAGAAAAACAAAUCUCUCUCCAGUUGGAGAGUGUGCGUUUCAAAUUUUUCUUUGCUGCUGAUGAUAAGUGAGCACAACCUGACCCCAUCUGAAUUUAUUAUAAUUUUUUGACUCCACUGUCCAAUUGAAUCAAGAUCAAUUCUAAAGAUGUUCCCACCCUCAAGCUAUGCUCCAAAUACAAAAAUAGUGUUAGUUUAUUAAUUGUUGACUUUUUUACAAGAUGUAUACAACUUUUGCCUGUGAUAGUCUCUUUCUUGUUUUGUCAUUCGUUUUGCAAUCUAAUCAAUAAAUAGCUCGAGUGUCACCAAA